UUCUAUUCUCCAUGAGGCGACCGACGGUCAUUCUCUCAGAGCCCCACCCAUAUGGUCACGAACAGCCCAUCUUCCAAGACCAUCAACCCCGCGAUCUCUUCAACAAUAUCCCAUCCCUGACAAAUUUCCAUCAACGUACAACUAUCGGUCCUCCUCGAGAUGGCAGAAUCACGUAACAUGGACCCCAACCUUGGAACCCGGGAGGAAGACUGGCCCGAAGUCGACGUAGAUUCCGACACAGAAGAAGGCGGUGAGGCCAUGCGGCGCGCUGAAGCCGCUCUGCACGCGACUAUUGAGCGUUCCAUCUGCCAACGACACGCGCAACUUGACCAUGACACGAUCCCACAGGCGCUCUACGUCAAGGCGCAAAACCACCAGGACCAGCUCACACAGGAGGAACGCCGUCUCCUUCUCAGCCGCGGCGACAUCGUGGGCAAGGCGCUGGCGGAUCCCGAUUUCCUCACCGCCGACGAGACGCAUCAAAUCCUCUUCUGGCCGCCGCCAGACGUGGUGCGCGCCAACAUCCAACGCGCCACGGGCGGGAGCCUCAGCACGCCUAGCGAGCUCUACGCCAAAGGCAAGGAUGCCGUGGACCACGGCCAGUUCGGGACGGUGCUGAACGACGACGAGAUUGCGCUGCUGGCGCGCAGUUUUCACGGCAUGGACGAUGCAACCUUUAGCCCGGUAGAAAGAUCGAGGGCUUUUGGCGUGCCUGGAACCGCGCAGGCCGUGGAGCUGCUAUCGAGGCGGCUGGGACUGGAUGUCGUCGUCUUUCGGGCUGCUGCGGUGCACCAUAUGCAAUAUAUGGCGCCGAUGUUUGCUAGUCUUGGUCCCGUCCAGUCUCCUCCGAUGCCAGGACCGGCAUUUACAACGCCGCAAAGCCAGUUCGGGAACAGACAACAGCCUCAAGACAUUAUCCGCGCCAUGGUCUCGCUCUCGGAGCAGCACGAGCUCGGCAACGUGACAGACGAAGAGGUCGUCGCCCGCAACAGGGAUUAUCUCGCCGCCCUCCAAGCCGCCUCCUCCCAGUCUGGUCGUCCCGCUCCCACCUUAUUAACAUCACCAUGGCCCGCGACACCCCCUAUCUUGCCUACCGACCGUUUCGGAUGCGGGCCAUGGUCACUCACCGCCCAGCCGCGCAGCCCCAUCAACGUCUUCCACAACGACAUGCACCUCUCGGGUUAUGACGUCGAGCCGGGGUGGUCUGCCCUCUCCGAAGACCAAAACGAAGCCUACCGCGCCCGAUCCGAGACGUUCCGUCGCGAGGCCUGGGCCGAGCAUGAGAGAGCCCUGGCCGAUGGUACGUCACCAUUUGUCUUUCCAAGUAGACAGACGCGGCCCGUCCGGAUCAACAUGAUGAGAGGUGCAGAUCACGAACCGUCGGGACAUGAAACAUGAAAUAUAGACCUGGAACCCCCUCUAAUUUCUACAAAUUAGUUGUGACCUUUAAUAAGCCCUCUUCGUUGCUAUCGUUAAAAUUAAG
Molecule: messenger RNA, 1483 nt
Organism: Ilyonectria robusta
Lineage: Eukaryota; Fungi; Ascomycota; Sordariomycetes; Hypocreales; Nectriaceae
Exons: 1
Coding region: 160-1398 (412 amino acids)
Source: RefSeq, a predicted model, not a curated record